CCGCCUCUCGCCGCGUUUUUCCCCCCCGUCCUGCCGGGGCCGUGUGGUAGCGGCCGGAAGGGGCGCGGCGGGCGCCAUGGCGGCGGCGGGGCCCCUGGCGCUGGUGACCAGCUGCGCCCGCGGCUUCGCGGCCCAGGAGCUCGUCAAACGUAUCACAGGAAGAGACGACCUUACUGUGGGUGCUACUACAAGUGGAGGAGUGCAUUUUUACCCUUGGACAAUAGACAAUAAAUACUACUCUGCGGAUAUUCACCUCUGUGUAGUACCAAGCACAUUUCUUGUUACUGGAGAAAUUGCUGAAUCUGUGCAAGCAUUUGUGGUGUACUUUGACAGCUCAAUAAAAUCUGGACUUGAUAGUGUCUCUGAAUGGCUUCCUCUGACAGAAGAGUGGCUACCAGAAGUCAUGAUCCUGGUCUGUAACAGGGUAUCUGAAAACGGUGUUAACAGACAGAAAGCUCAGGAAUGGUGCAUCAAGCAUGGCUUUGAACUGGUGGAACUUAGCCCCGAGGAACUGCCAGAUGAAGAUGAUGACUUUCCGGAGUCCACAGGAGUCAAGCGAAUUGUGCAAGCCCUGAAUGCCAAUGUGUGGUCGAACGUAGUCAUGAAGACUGACAGGACCCAGGGUUUUGGCCUUCUCAGUACAUUAGCAGGGGCGAACUGUAGCAUUGGAUCAGAGGAGAACCAAGAUACAGAAUCCAAUCCCUCAGCAGCAGACAGAGAAGAAUCCCAUUUAGACAACAGAGAAGAUGCAGCUAGCACAAACAACCUGCAGAUUGACAACCACGUAGAUCCCAUGUUAGAUAUGGACAUUCAAGAGCUGGCCAACCUAACCACGAGAGAAGGUGACCUGGAGAACUUUGAAAGGCUAUUUUCAAAGUUGAAAGAAAUGAAAGAAAAAGCUGCAACGUUGCCUCAUGAACAAAGAAAACUACAUGCCGAAAAGGUGGCCAAAGCGUUCUGGAUGGCGAUUGGAGGAGACAGAGAUGAAAUUGAAGGUCUCUCCUCAGACGAAGAAAACUAAGUUCUUCUGUAGCCGUAAGCGACAGAGCGAUCCUAAAAGAGUGAUCUUUUCCUGCAAUAAGUGUUUACUGCAAAUAGCCCCAUUUAGCUGUAAUUGCUCUCUUUGGUUAAAGAAUUCUCCGUAAUCAUUGUAUUAAGUAACACAUUCCGCAACACCUAAUGGUUAGAGUGGCUUUGUCUGAGCGUUCAUUCUCUCUCUCAGAGUUUUAGAAGACAACGUAUGGAGUUAGAGGAAAUUAUAAGUUAGUUUACAUUUUUCAAAUUAACAUUUUUAUUGGUUCCUCUUUUGAGUUUAAAUAAACAAAUUUACAACCAGUUAUCUUUCUACAUAUGGCUAGUGGUUGUUACAUGAGUACUUCAUUCUGAAUUCCACAUUUUAGAUGUAGGCCUGUUUGAUGUCUUUAUGUAGCUUUAUAGCUGACUUACUAGUUAAAACAAACCAGAUUUAUAUGAGCCAUGAAGAGAAAGUUGGUGAAUUGUGCUCUAUUGUGAGCUGCUAUGCCAAGUCUGCCAGGUUAAUCCUGCUGAGUGCCAAAGCUAUUAGAAAUGGCCCAUCGGCUUUGAAUUCUAUUUGCGUUUGUAAGUAUGUGGUCCUUCCGUGAAAGCUCAGGUGUCGUGCCACACUCCCUGGCUUUCCACUAGAAACUAAAUUUGAGAUUAAAUGCAAGACAGAUUUUUGCUGUUGUUCCAGGGGUGAAGUUCCCUGCCCAAACCUUCUGCAGUGCUUGGCCUGCAAGGCCUAGGAGAAUGCGCAGACCUCCUGCUGCUGAAUUCUAGCCUAAACAUCUAAAGAGAGAAGCUGUGAUUUCAAGCACCCCACACUGGCACCCGGUGCAUUUAUUACAGACUCAUGCACCUGAAUAUUAAUUAGAAGGUGUCAGAGUGCAAGUCUCAAAUUACUGCUUCAUUUUAUCAAGGAUUAGAAAAAUUCCUUCAUCCUCAGAAUUAGUCCAUGGCCAUCUUCUACACGGUCGCACAGUGAGACUUACUGGAGAAUGUAAACAAACGUGGCUCUAGGAAAACAAGAAGGAAGGCAUAGGUUGGUGAGGAAGAGAGAAGAGAAAAGGUAGGUGCCACAUCUCCUUUUCUUCUAGAGUCAGCUGUCAGACAGUCAGCAGAUUCCCUGCUGAAGAACCAGACCUUCUCUAGUGCUUGUCAGAUGUACCACGUGAAAUGGCGUGUUUUCCCCAAGAAUAUCUCCUUAUCAGUCGGAAAAUAGGCAGCGUUAAGCAAUUUUGUUUUGAAAAUUUGAAAUUAACUUUUCCAGAGUCUGUUUUUUCAUGUUAGGAAAUGUAGUGAGUCUUAAACCAGUGACUUUCCAUAAAUUAUUUAACAGCAUUAAAUUCUGAAAGCACUUUCACAGUGGUUCUUGACAUUCAUUGCCUGUUCUUUUAAGAUUAAGCAAAGCUAAAAUAAUAGGCUUCUUGGAAUACUGUAAAUCAUGUCCUGGGUAAAAUCUGAAGUGUUUUCAACUCUAAGGAAUAGAAGCCUUAGUAGCCUCAAAAGCUAUAUACAGACUGAGCCAGUGUAAAACACGUACUUUUAAGAAGAAAUGUUCCUUUUACAGGGAGCCACAUAGACAUGCAAGGAACCACACCUACCAGUACCACCUCUUCCCAUCUGCCAGGCCUUGCCAUGACUUUGCCAUCUCCUCCCAUUCGCUCCUGGUUUGUUUGUUUGUUUUUUCCCCAACACAGAGAGCUGUAAUAAAGAACUGAAGGCGGUUCCUUCCAAGUAGGGAACAGUUUUCUGUUUGCUUCUUGGUAGCUGAAGAUUUUUUUUCCUUUCUAAACAGUUGUUGUGCAAUAGAGAUAAAUGGCAAAAGUGCAGAGUAAAUUAAUUGAAUACAGUGAAGAACGUAAUACACUUGAAUACUUUAUAAAAUCAAUUUUAUACGUGUGAUAUACGUGUGAUAGUUUAUUUAAAUUGAAUAAAAUGAUAACAACUAAAUUUUAAGUUUUUUUUUUUCUGCCUGUUUCCAAGGUGCAAGCAGAUAAAUUCCCAUCAACGAUGCCUUAUUCCAGGGUCAGAGUUACCAGUCUGGGCGCAGUCAGCCUGCUACAAAUAGGAGUGAUCGUAACGAGAACAAGUAUUUGAAAGCACAGAGCAGGUGUUGACAGCACAGGCAAGCUUGAUUUAAUCAGAAGUACUCUGGUAUAGUAGGAGGUAGGUCUGAUAGCCACCAUCCCCUAGGGAAGGCUUCUACGAUUGGUAAAACAUUUGUACAGAUAUUUUAAUGCAGAUCUCACUAACAUGCUAUGAACUCUCUGAAACGUUGUAAAUGUCUGUCUCGUUAGUAGAUGCUUUCUGUCCUUUAAGAAAGCACUAUUCAUCAAGGUAGGAGGUGUGGCUGAGAGGUACCGGGGACUGGUUUUAAUGAUCCAUAAAGAUUAUUGUAGUGUAUUUUUAAAGUUUACUUUGCUGGUGGUUUUGGUUCUUCUUUCUGGAGAAGCUUUGCUUCUGGCUGCAGGCGUUCUUUACAAAAUAGGUAUUACAGAAAUGAAUAAAAGGGGCAUUAGUAGAAAUGCAAACCUGAAA
Oxyura jamaicensis (ruddy duck) is the source of this 3558-nucleotide messenger RNA. It is a transcript of the gene AAGAB, whose product is annotated as alpha and gamma adaptin binding protein. The coding region runs from base 77 to 1021 and encodes 314 amino acids. The transcript has 10 exons. Lineage: Eukaryota; Metazoa; Chordata; Aves; Anseriformes; Anatidae. The record is from RefSeq and is a predicted model, not a curated record.